Euleptes europaea (tarantolino) is the source of this 2026-nucleotide messenger RNA. RefSeq names its product tripartite motif containing 8 (gene TRIM8). The record is from RefSeq and is a predicted model, not a curated record. The transcript is spliced from 7 exons. Bases 313 to 1968 code for a protein of 551 amino acids. Lineage: Eukaryota; Metazoa; Chordata; Lepidosauria; Squamata; Sphaerodactylidae.
GAACUCUCUUACGGGAGGAAAAAGAACUGAAAAGGAUUCUCUUGGGUUUAGUCAGGAGAGAUAAGAGCCCCUUAAAUAUUGAAUGUUGGACAGAAAGCUGUCAUAAAAUACCGAAUUCACAGUUUUUAACUUGGGUGGCUUAUAUGGAACGUGGACUCCUUCCUUCUGGAUUUUGUAUGGAUUAUUUUCGGUUCUGGCAAUUUAGUGGCCUUUCUGUUGCAAAAGUGGAAAAUCAUCUUCUGCGUCGGUAGACCAAAAACUGACUUUUUUGAAAGAGAAUUUUCUUAAACAAAAAUAUCUGUGGUGUGAGACAUGGCUGAAAACUGGAAGAACUGUUUUGAAGAAGAACUUAUAUGUCCCAUUUGCUUGCAUGUCUUUGUGGAACCUGUCCAGCUUCCUUGUAAGCACAAUUUUUGUAGGGGAUGCAUAGGAGAGGCGUGGGCCAAAGAGACGGGGCUGGUGCGUUGUCCUGAAUGUAACCAGGCCUACAACCAGAAGCCCAACCUUGAGAAGAACUUAAAACUGACCAACAUUGUAGAGAAGUUCAACUCGCUGAACCUGGAAAAGACCCCCACAGUCUUACACUGUGUCUUCUGUCGCCGUGGGCCACCUUUGCCUGCCCAGAAGAUCUGUCUGAGGUGCGAGGCUCCGUGCUGCCAGUCCCACGUUCAGACACACCUGCAGCAGCCCUCCACAGCGCGUGGGCACCUCCUGGUGGAGGCGGAUGACGUCAGGGCCUGGAGCUGCCCCCAGCACAAUGCCUACCGGCUGUACCACUGCGAGGCUGAGCAGGUUGCUGUUUGCCAGUUCUGUUGUUACUACAGUGGGGCACACCAAGGACACUCCGUAUGCGAUGUGGAGAUCCGGCGCAAUGAGAUCAGGAAGAUGCUGGUGAAGCAGCAGGACCGCCUGGAAGAGCGCGAGCAAGACAUUGAGCAGCAGCUAUACAAAUUGGAGUCUGACAAGCGGCUGGUUGAAGAGAAAGUGAACCAGCUGAAGGAUGAGGUGCGCCUGCAGUAUGAGAAGAUGCACCAGAUUCUUGAUGAGGAUUUGCGCAAGACUAUGGAGAUCCUAGACAAGGCUCAGGCUAAGUUCUGCAAUGAGAAUGCUGCCCAGGUGUUGCACCUCAGCGAGCGCAUGCAGGAAGCUAAGAAGCUGCUCAGCUCCGUUCAGGUCAUGUAUGACAAGACCGAGGACAUCAACUUCAUGAAGAAUACCAAGUCAGUGAAAAUCUUAAUGGAUAGGACCCAGAACUGUACAGGAGGUAGCCUGCCCCCUCCCAAGAUUGGCCAUCUCAACUCCAAGCUCUUCCUGAAUGAGAUUGCCAAGAAGGAGAAACAGUUGAGGAAGCUGCUGGAAGGUCCCUUCAGCACCCCGGUGCCCUUCCUGCAGAGUAUCCCCAUGUACCCUUGCAGUGUCAGCAACUCGGGAGCUGAGAAGCGCAAGCACGCCACAGCUUUCCCAGAAGGUAGCUUCCUGGAGCCAUCCUCGGGACCUGUUCCCAGCCAGUAUGUGAGCCAGGGGGCUUCAGCUGGUGAAGGCCAGUCUGCACAAUCCAUGGUGCCUUGUAGCUCCACACAGCACAUAGUAGGACUCCCCAGUGGCCCCCAGCCCGUUCACUCCGGCUCAAUGUUCAACCCUUCCCACUACCCCAACAGCACCUCAUCUCAGCAGUCUGUGCUGUCUCAGUAUGGUGGGCGCAAAAUCCUGGUCUGCUCAGUGGACAACUGUUACUGCUCCUCAGUAUCCAAUCACAGCGGGCAUCAACCAUACCCCCGGUCGGGCCACUUCCCGUGGACAGUGUCAUCCCAGGAAUAUUCCCACCCACUCCCGCCUGCUCCAUCUGUACCUCAGUCACUUCCAGGAUUGGCAGUGAGGGAAUGGAUUGAUGCAUCUCAGCAACACGGACGCCAGGAUUUCUAUAGAGUUUAUGGUCAGCCUUCCACCAAACACUAUGUCACCAGUUAACCAUCUGGCUUGAAUAGAAUCUUGUUAAUUUUCAAAGAUUUUUUUUUAAAGUCUAGAU